GAAGACAAGACCAUUUGUACACCUUCGAGUGCCGUAAAGGAGGAGAAAUGUACAAAUGGCCAAACGAAAACGGCAAUCCACAUUGAGCUGACCAAACAGGAGACGGAAGCCAACUUCGAGGGAAGUGGCAAAACGGAAGAAAGUACAAAUGGACGAUGCGAAGGCUCCAACGGGAGCCAAGAAACGUGUAGAUCGGACGAACUGAGACACAAGCAACGCAGAAAGCAAUACACCCCUUUGCCGAAGAGAGAAGAAGACGAAUCGGCCAAUGUGGACAACGACGACAAUGAUGACAUUGAUGAAGAUGAAUCUGCAUGGGAGCAGGGAGAAACGGAAAAAGACCCUCCAGCUCUGGAAGAUUGCCAAGCCGGCGAGAGGAGUGAAGCAAAAAGAGGUCAAGAAAGUCCGAGCCAAUUCGACCUUUCCUGCACAGAUUGUUGCAUCUCUCCGAAACGAUCCUUCUUCACGUUUCUGCACUCUUCCGACCAACAUCGGAACUCUCGAGCUCUGGAACGAGCCGUGGAUGAAGAGAAGUGUGCUCGACUUGUGCGGGAGUUGAGCCAACGGACAAUGGAGGCGUGUCGUAGUGCCUUGGAUAGAAUUUAUGUGGACUCUGUCAAUUCAUGCGAGAAGAGCUGCCCUGUCGCCCGGGGCGACUGUGUUGCUGAGCCGAACCGUCGAAAACGACGUCAGCUGCUGACGGACGAGGCCAGCAGGCAUAUCGACGAUGCCAUCUCGUCGCUACAGCCCAAGUUGUUGCGGCUGAUUCGAGCCUCUUUUCUCGCCGAAGACGACAAAAAGGAGGAGGAGGAGGAAGAGGAGGUGGUGAUGGUGGAGAAACACGAAUGCGAGGAUAGUAACCGAGCGACAAAGACUCGACACCGGCCUCUAGAAAGCAUGGAUACAGCAGACGUGUCCAACAAACCGUUGGAUCUGGUGCUCACCGCCGCAAAAGACUGCGUCGCCGACGCUUGUCCGCCGGUCGACAUGGCUCUGCCACAUGCGGCUGGUCGGCCAUUUGUACAGAAUGUGACCACGACAACUUCCUCCUCGUCCUCCUCGUCUCCAUCUCCACCGCGGCCGUAUUGUGAAGAGCCGAUGCCUCCGCUUGCCUACACGUCACGAGGCAACGGAGACCGCGAAGUUUCCAACCUGUUGGAGAUCUUCUACUCGGGACUGACAAAUCCCACGUCGACGCAACCCAUGCCGAGGGGGGAGGUGGCCGGUGGGAGUGUGAAUGUGAAUCAACUCACCGAGUACUAUCAGGCCGUGGCAACAGCCGCCAUAUUCGGCCUCAAUCCAGCCUCGUUACAGGCUCUCCAGCCUCCCAGACUGACGGUGCCGAUGCCGCUGGCAGACCCGGCAACCGAAGGGGCCACCGCGUUUCCAUUCUUUGCGGCAAACCGACCGGCCGGACUCGGACUGCCCAGUUCUCGUUUGAUGGGACUUUGGAGCAAUGCGUCUUCAGGCAAUACAGAAACAAAAACCCUCGACGCUUCGGAGGAGAUUGGCAAAAGUGGCCGAAUGAAUAAUGGUGAAAUUGGCGAGCUGACAGGCUUGUUUGAGACCAGAUCAGAGGCAAAAGAAUCGGAUUGUAUGAAUGUGCAGAAUGCACGAAUUGGCCAAGUUGAGAUGUUGGAGAACUUGGCCGAUGAAGCCAACAAGUCACGGACCAAAGAAGAAAUGUCGAAUAACAUCUUCGCGGUAGUAUGGAAGGUUAAAAAAAAUGCACGUUGGGAGGCCAAAAUGUUGCAACAGUUUGGGCAUUUCGGAAGAAAAAUCGAAUAUUCUCGAUGCUUGCUAAUGCCUCCUAAACUGAGGUACAUUCUGGGCAAGAAGAUACGUGUGGGGUGCACAUUCUUGUGA
Messenger RNA from Protopolystoma xenopodis, 1866 nucleotides. NCBI's taxonomy places the organism in Eukaryota, Metazoa, Platyhelminthes, Monogenea, Polystomatidea, Polystomatidae. The record is from the annotation of a GenBank genome assembly.